UUUACCAUCCCCCAGUAAAGACAAAGUAGAAGAAUUGGCUUUUCUGUUCAUGGAUUGGUAGGGUUUUCUCUUCGAUUAAUUAAAUAUAAACUAAAUCAAAAUCACCAUGAAGUCUACUCUCUUUUUAUGUCUGUUUUCUGCAGUAUUUUUGGCUUUCGUUUCAAUAGUUCGGGCAGAUGUCGAAUUCUUAACACCUGGCUCAGGAGCUCGAUGGGCAGCUGGCUAUACUUAUGCAGUACGAUGGAAACCACCCGCAGAAGAAUUUCUAGAAGUGGCUCUUGAACGUUCUGAUCAUAAUAAAACUGUAAUAACAAGUAGCAACAUUAUCCCAUCGAACCAGACCUUUUGGUUUGUCAAGGUCAAUAAAAAAUGGUUGAAUAAUCAAGAUAAUACGACGGCUCGUAUCGUUGUCGCUCCACAAAACGGCGAAAAUACAAAAGUUCAAAUUGGUCCCGAAGUUCUUUUGUCCAAAACUUUUUAUUGGAUGCAAGUUGUAAACGAAAAAUCAUCAUUUGAUUACAACCCCAUAGACAGGCGACUAGCUAUCGGCCUUUCAGUUGCCUUAAGCUGUAGUAUCCUUUUGGUAUUUAUUAUCCAUCUUAGUACUCGGAAAACCCGAAGGAUUAUUGCAAAUGAAGGGAGGAGAAUCCAACUGUCUACUUAUCGUAAAUAGUGACUCAUCCUUUUUUGGUCAAAAAAGAUGAUUGCGUUUUAAAAAGAAACAAAUCUUUAUACGACCAAUUUUCGUUCAAAUUUUCAGUCGUCGCUUCUUGGGAAUAUGGACUUUUCAAUCCAACUGAAAUGUCCAGAAAACUGUUCUGAAAUGGAACCCAUGUAAAGUGCCUUCUAUUUUUAUUAUAAGCAUAAUUAUUAUAAAGCGAGUUCUGACUUUCGUUUCGAAAAUGUUGCUUCAUGCACUCAAACACGCAAAUAUAUGCUAUGCUGACCUGGCCUGGUCGCUUGUAAGCCGUGAAGAAGAACGUUACGAUAAAUGCUUCUAUUUAACCAUAAAAAAAGCUUUUUUUCAUCCCACUUCCAAAAAAUAUUUGGAUGCUAUCAUUAGCAGGAGGAAUUUCAAAAUCCGAGAAAUACUGCAUUUUUUUUCAUUUUCAUUUUAGUUUUAACUGUAUCUCAAUUUCUAUUCACGU
This is a messenger RNA of Schizosaccharomyces cryophilus OY26, 1148 nucleotides long. RefSeq lists its product as uncharacterized. The record is from RefSeq and is a predicted model, not a curated record. NCBI's taxonomy places the organism in Eukaryota, Fungi, Ascomycota, Schizosaccharomycetes, Schizosaccharomycetales, Schizosaccharomycetaceae. The transcript is spliced from 2 exons. Bases 107 to 673 code for a protein of 188 amino acids.